Messenger RNA from Oryza brachyantha (malo sina), 1068 nucleotides. RefSeq lists its product as uncharacterized. The record is from RefSeq and is a predicted model, not a curated record. NCBI's taxonomy places the organism in Eukaryota, Viridiplantae, Streptophyta, Magnoliopsida, Poales, Poaceae. The coding region runs from base 342 to 875 and encodes 177 amino acids. The transcript has a single exon.
CCAAGCCAAGGAGCAGUGCUAUCGUUGGAUUCAAUGGGACAAGGACGCAGCACAUGGCAAACCCAUCGGCCAUCGUGAUAGCGGCGCGGGCGUGCGGUGUUGACGGCAGCGCACGCACGGCGAGUCGGCGGCGAGGCGAGCUCGUGCGUGACGUCUUGCCUUGACGUCAGCCAAGCCACCACCACCACCCCACGAGACGAGAGGAGAGGCGGAGGCCAGUAGGCCAUGUGAGCGAGCUUGUGUGUUGGCCCCCCACUAGGAGGAAGGAGGCGAGGCGCGCAAUUUCUGGGGAGCUGCUACUAGUCCCCCGAUCCGCGAGGGAGGCGAUCGGAUCCCUGGAGAUGGCGACGGCGGCGGAGGAGGCGGUGGCGGUGGCGCAGGCUGAGGAGCCCGCCCCUGCCUCGGCGCCGGCGAGGCCUUCCGCGCAGGCCGAGAAGCGCGCGCCAGCAGACGAGGAGGAGGAGGAGGAGGAGGAGCCGCAGCCGGAGCCGAAGCGGCGGCGCGCGUGCGUGGCGGCGCUCGAGGGCGUGCAACGCGCGUCCGCGGAGGCGGGCGGCGGCAGCGAAGAGGGCGACGCCGCCGGCGCGGGCGGCGGGCGCGACGGAGGGUCGUCGCCGUUCAGGUUCUCGUUCCACGCGCGCAGCUUCUCCGGGGUGGAGACGACGCCCAGAUUCGGGUCCUUCAACCCCGCCGACGACCUCGCGGUCUUCCAGCCGAAGCCUCCCGCUCCUCCGGUGGACGCUCCGUCGAAGGAUGUGGUGGAGGUAGCCGCCGGCGACGGCGAUGGGGACGAAACAACAGCUGAGGAGGAGGGCAGCGACGGGAAUUCACACUUGCUUGGAUUGUACCCAAGCGAAGCAAAGCCAAUCGAGUGACUUUGGCUUUGACUCGGUGCGACUUCGCUUCAUCGUUUCACGCUGUAAUCGUAAUUUGAUAGGGGUUUGUUUUUUUUUAUCUAUAUAAAAAGCUUUGUUUUGUAUCUCAUCAUAUGAUUCAUAUUAGUGUUGUGUUGUACAAUUCGUAAUUCGUUCAUCAUGACAAGAUUAGCAAAUAAAAGUGAUUUUUUUG